AACAAAACCACUCCCCGCAUACCCCCAACCACGUUCCAAUCUAGCAGACAUGGGUCGCGAGCUCCAGAAGAAGAAGAACAAGUCUUCAAUCCCCAAGAAGCGCCAAAAGGGGCCCUCCAAGAAGAAAAUCCUGCAGAACCCCAUCAUAGCGAAGCACUGGAACCAGAAAGAAACACUAUCGCAGAACUAUCGCCGUCUCGGCCUCACGGCGCGUCUCAAUCAUGCCACUGGCGGCACAGAAAAGACCAUUGCACUCCUUGGCCUUAACGAUGAAAAAUCAUCGCGCGCCGACACAGCUGCCGGCAGCACCGCAAAUGCUCUGAAUAUUGUCUCCAAAGCAAAGAAGCCCGAGAACAUUCCCACAGAGGAGAUUGAAGUCGAGCGCGAUCCCGAGACUGGUGCCAUUCUUCGAGUCGUCGGCACGCUCGAGAAGAAAGACAACCCACUCAACGACCCGCUAGUCGAGAUCGAGGACGGCGAGGAAAUGGAGUGGAACGGAUUUGCAAUGGUGCCUGAACACAGAGAGGACGAACCGGAGAACCCGGUCAUCAAGCAGUUGGAAGAGGCAGCCAUGAAUGGCGCGAGAAAAGCACCCAGAGGCCAGAGCCAGCGAGAACAAGAAUGGGUCGAGCGAUUGGUCAAUAAGUACGGUGACGACUACGCUAAGAUGGCGAGAGACCUCAAACUCAAUCCUAUGCAACAAACGGCAGCAGACAUUAGGAAACGUGUUGUUAAAUGGCAGAAGUCGCAAGCAAAGGCAUGAGGGAUGCGGUUAAGCUUUUUACUAUGCAUGGAAGCAGGCGUCAGGGCGUUUGGGGGCAUGACUGUACGUAAUGCAACAAUCAGCAUUCAAAUUUACCUUACAGAGUUCAUCAAACUUGUAAAAUGA
This is a messenger RNA of Bipolaris maydis ATCC 48331, 889 nucleotides long. Its product is annotated as ribosome biogenesis protein Nop16. NCBI's taxonomy places the organism in Eukaryota, Fungi, Ascomycota, Dothideomycetes, Pleosporales, Pleosporaceae. Gene Ontology annotation, biological process: ribosomal large subunit biogenesis. Gene Ontology annotation, cellular component: nucleolus. The record is from RefSeq and is a predicted model, not a curated record.